Molecule: messenger RNA, 1600 nt
Organism: Gossypium raimondii (Peruvian cotton)
Lineage: Eukaryota; Viridiplantae; Streptophyta; Magnoliopsida; Malvales; Malvaceae
Product: divinyl chlorophyllide a 8-vinyl-reductase, chloroplastic
Exons: 1
Coding region: 186-1421 (411 amino acids)
Molecular function (GO): oxidoreductase activity
Source: RefSeq, a predicted model, not a curated record
AAUGUUAUCCACCACCAAUCUCCCUUAGAUUUUUCUUUUGGCUGGAGGAACUUUACUGACCAUGGAAACCCCCAAUCUCGUCCAUCAUUCACCUCAAAUGUUCGCACAUUUUCUUUCCCAUUCUCUCUUUAAUUUUGAGUGACAAAGACCAGUUACCCCAGAUUUCUCUUCUUAGGUGAAAAAAAAUGUCACUUUGUUUAUCUUUCAAUGCCUUCACUGUUCACUCGCCAAAGUCCCAAACUCACAAAACACGUUUCAGUUCUCAGUUCAUCAAUCAAAUCCAGGUAAAACCAGCUCCUUUUACUUCAAAAUCAAUACCCUUUAAUGUAGAAAGGUUUAAACUUGUUAAAGCUUUAGCAACAAAGCCUGUUCAAACAGCUGUAUCAGCUUCAUUUAGAAACAAGAACCGAAAAGACAUCAAUGUUUUGGUGGUGGGUUCUACCGGUUAUAUUGGGAAAUUUGUGGUGAAAGAGUUGAUCAAUAGAGGGUUUAAUGUUAUAGCCAUUGCUAGGGAAAGAAGUGGGAUUAGAGGCAAAAACAGCAAGGAAGAUACUUUGAGUGAUUUAAAUGGAGCUAAUGUAUGUUUCUCUGAUGUCACCAAUUUAGACAUUUUGGAGAAUUCUGUGAAAAAUUUAGGGUUUCCCAUUGAUGUUGUUGUCUCUUGUCUUGCUAGCCGUACUGGUGGUGUUAAGGAUUCAUGGAAAAUUGAUUAUGAAGCUACAAAGAACAGCCUUGUUGCUGGUAAGAACUUCGGGGCUUCACAUUUUGUGUUGCUAUCUGCCAUUUGUGUCCAAAAACCCCUCCUCGAAUUCCAGCGAGCUAAGCUGAAAUUUGAGGCUGAAUUGAUGAAAGAAGCCGAAGGAGAUGACGGGUUUACUUACAGUAUUGUUAGGCCAACUGCAUUCUUUAAGAGUUUAGGGGGUCAAGUUGACUUAGUGAAAGAUGGAAAGCCUUAUGUGAUGUUUGGUGAUGGCAAAUUAUGUGCUUGUAAGCCAAUUAGUGAACAAGAUUUGGCUUCCUUCAUUGCAGAUUGUGUUUUGAAAGAGGAUAAGAUUAAUCAGAUUUUGCCGAUAGGCGGUCCUGGGAAGGCAUUGACACCAUUGGAGCAAGGGGAGAUGUUGUUUAAGCUUGUAGGGAAGGAACCAAAGUUCUUGAAAGUGCCUAUUGGGAUCAUGGACUUUGCCAUUGGGAUUCUCGACUUCCUUGUUAAGAUCUUCCCUUCAAUGGAAGAUGCCGCCGAGUUUGGUAAAAUCGGAAGAUAUUACGCUGCUGAAAGUAUGUUGAUUUUGGAUCCCGAAACUGGAGAAUACAGUGCCGAGAAAACACCGAGCUAUGGAUCCGAUACGUUGGAAGAGUUCUUCGCGAGAGUGCUGAGGGAAGGGAUGGCUGGUCAGGAAUUAGGUGAACAAUCCAUCUUUUGAAAGCUGAUUGCUUCAUUGAGUGAACCAGUUUUGUAUUAGAACAUGAUUUGAGGUAUAAGCAGCUUUCCCUAACCUUAAAAAAGAUCUAAAACUAGUGAAUCCCACAUUGUAUUUGUAAAGAUUUUACCUUGGAAACUGCCAUUGUUAUGGAAUAUAAAGAAUUGUUUCUAUUGUCUGAA